AUGAUGAAGCUACCAACUUUUAUGGGUGGUAUUGAACCACUAAAAGCGGAGACAUGGAUGUUAGAGACAGAGAAGUUAUUUGAAGUGCUUAUGUGCUCCAAAGCUCAGAAAGUACUGUUGGCUACUUAUACUCUAAAGGAAAAAGCUCACAAUUGGUGGAUGCUUAUUCGACAUGACAAUGGAGCCAUGACUUGUGAUCAAUUUAAAGAAAUUUUCUAUGAGAAAUACUUCCCUCAAUGCUUUAGAGACAGAAAAGUGUUAGAGUUUGAGCAACUGAAGCAAGGUUUCAUGUCUGUGGCUGAAUAUAAAGCCAAAUUUACUGAGUUGGCCCAUUUUGCUCCGCAUAUGCCGCCCAAAUAUGUGAAUGUUCUUGAUCAAGCUCUAAUGACGGAAACUAAUUUAGCUGCAAUGAAACAAACAAAAGCUCAAACAACUGAAUUGAGGGGUAAAAGAUUUGGGUUUAAUUCCAGAAAAGGUCGGUCAAUUUCAAAGAAGCAAAAUACAGGGUCCUCCAGUAUUUCAAGUCAAAGUAGUGGUACAUCACCUACUUACUCAGAAUGUGGAAGGAAACAAAAGGGCCCCUGCUACCGAUCAACAGGAGCUUGCUUCUGGUGUGGCAAGAUUGGCCACAUGAUGAAAGAUUGCCCACUCACAAUUGAAAAUUCCAACCGUCCUGUGGCAAGUUCAGCCGAAUCCACUCCUGCACUAAGAACUAAUACCAGAGCUGACACCAGAUAG
Messenger RNA from Camellia sinensis, 738 nucleotides. Lineage: Eukaryota; Viridiplantae; Streptophyta; Magnoliopsida; Ericales; Theaceae. The record is from RefSeq and is a predicted model, not a curated record.